GAGAAAGACAAGGUAAGCUACAGAGCGGAGAGUUUGGUCCAAUUGUUUCAGUACCAGCAAAUCAGUAAAUCAUCCUGAUGAUUAACAAAGAUGAACUGCAACAUUUAUUGUUUCAUUAGUCGGAAAGCGAACCUCAGUGCAUUGUAACAGGCAAUUUUAAAAGGCAUUAGAUGAUCAAUUGGAGGAGGGAAAUAUGAAGCCAUCUCGGCCCAUGAACCGAUACCAGACAAAAUUACCUGGCGACUUCACCGUAUGUGCAACAGAGUCAACAAUGAGUAAGAACCAUCAAUGGGUAUCCAACACAUUUAAAGUCACUGAUGUGAGGAUGAUGGCUGAUGGCGAAUCUGAAUAUGACCUGCCAAAUGAAGAUGAAAAUGAGCAACCUAACUACAAUUACGAAUAUGAAAUUUCUCCAAGUCUUGAGGAUUUACAGCAUAUGAACAUUUGUCCAGCUAAGCCAAUAAACAUGACAUCAGUUUAUGCAGAUAAGCGAUGUUCACCAAUGAAACCGCUUCCAUUUUACUCAAAAGACAGUCUACCCACAUUACCGAGGCCCCAGGCAACCUAUAAACAGGGCAGGGGGAGAAACAUGCAAAGGGACAAGAAUAGUUGUGACAGUCAAGUUGGGCUUGUUGCUGAAGAUAAAUUUCUAAAGCAACCAUCGCGACCACUACCCAGGCUUCCGAGCAUUCUACCCAAAGAAAUCAAACCACCUCCUCUUGAAGCAAAGCACUCAUAUGUUUCCUCAGCACAUAACAAGUCCCUGCACUCCAUAAUCAUGGCACCAGUAACACAGUCUGAAACUGACAUCGGGUGCUGGAUUCCAAUGUCUACCAGGCGUUACUCCACCUGUGAGGCAGCACCAUUCAGCUGA
Molecule: messenger RNA, 874 nt
Organism: Amblyraja radiata (thorny skate)
Lineage: Eukaryota; Metazoa; Chordata; Chondrichthyes; Rajiformes; Rajidae
Exons: 11
Coding region: 194-874 (226 amino acids)
Source: RefSeq, a predicted model, not a curated record